AUGUCUCUCGAACCGGUGAUGCCGCCGUACAACUCGUCGGACCCGACCGCCACGUUCCUCUCCACGUCGUGCCUCGACUUUCUCCUCAUUGAGCUCGUGCCGCUGGCGUUUCGCGUCACGCACGAGCGCGACUUUGCGCGUCCGCCGUCACCACCACCGACAUUGUCGUCGUCGUCGUCGCAUGACGCCUCCUCCUCCUCUACGACUACCGCCGCCGCCGCCGCAGCAGCAGCAGCAGCAGCAGCAGCAGCAGCCACGACUGCAAAAGUGGGUGCUGCAGGUGCAGACAGUGCUGGUGCGGCGGCGGGAAGGGGAGAGUCGGCACUGGCGAACAACAGCAAUAACGUCACCGCCGCGGGGAACCACCGUGCUGGCUCGUCGUCCCUCUCCGGGCCGGCGGCGGCGACGGCGACUGCCGCCGCGCCCCGCAGGAUAGACGAAGAGGAGGAGCUCGAUGCAGUGCACUUCCGGCUCGAGAGCCUGGGGUACCGGGUCGGACAGGGCCUCGUGGAGCGCUUCUCGCGCGACCGGCCGCGGUUCAACGACACGCUCGAUGUCAUCAAGUUCCUCUGCAAGGACCUGUGGUCUCUCGUGUUCGGCAAGAACAUCGAUAACCUCAAAACAAACCACAGGGGUGUGUACGUCCUCACGGACAAUGUCUUCAGGCCCUUCUCGAGGAUGAGCACAGAGGCGGGUGGCCAGGCCGUCGUGCGGGCACAGCCGUUCCUGUGGUUUCCCUGUGGCAUCGUACGGGGUGCACUGGCGGCGCUGGGCAUCACGGCCACCGUUCAAGCAGAGAUCAACGAGCUCCCGGGUGCUGUGUUUCAGAUCAAGACCCUACCCAACAAGUCAUGA
This is a messenger RNA of Purpureocillium takamizusanense, 855 nucleotides long. RefSeq lists its product as uncharacterized. Gene Ontology annotation, cellular component: TRAPP complex; trans-Golgi network; cis-Golgi network. The record is from RefSeq and is a predicted model, not a curated record. Gene Ontology annotation, biological process: regulation of GTPase activity; endoplasmic reticulum to Golgi vesicle-mediated transport. The transcript has 4 exons. Lineage: Eukaryota; Fungi; Ascomycota; Sordariomycetes; Hypocreales; Ophiocordycipitaceae. The coding region runs from base 1 to 855 and encodes 284 amino acids.